AUGAGCUCCAACUCGUUCCAACACAACACAAAACACACUUGUCUACAUAAUUCAUAUUGAAGAAAAGUACUUGCAGAAAACACGUACGUCGAUCGAAAUCUUCAUCAGGCGUAGGGAAAUGGGCGGCCGCAAAGAUAUGAAUAUGAUGAUUGCUUGCUUGGUGGUUAUGGCGGUGGCUUGCCCUUCUUUGUUGAAUUUGAAGGGUGCAACAGCAGUAGAGUACGUAGUAGGUGACAGCUUGGGCUGGACUGUUCCCCCAAACACCUCCUUUUACUCCGACUGGGCCGCCUCAAAGACAUUCCAAAUAGGAGAUACAGUUGUGUUCAACUGGACUGAAAAGUGGGAACAUAAUGUGGGGGAAGUAGCAUCAAAAGAAGAAUAUGACAACUGCAGUGACCCUGGGAUCGUACUGGGACCAGGGGUGAGUACGGAACUCAAAUCUACCGGUUCUCGCUUCUUCAUCUGCACCGUUGGUAACCACUGCGAGCAAGGCCAAAAAGUCACCAUCACCGUUGGAUCACCAACCACCACCUCUUCUCUGUUGGCUCCUCCACCAUCAUCCUCCCAUGCUUCAUCUCUCACUACCACCACUCUUGGUUCUUUCGUUGGGCUCAUCUCCGCACUAGUAGCAGUAGCUUCCUUCGUCGCUUAAGCUUAGCAGUCAUUUCCGAGAAUUAAUAUCGUUUAAUCCUCUAUUUUAUUUAUAAAAAUAAGCUAUAUUACAAUAAAUGUUCAUUUAUUCAAUAAUUUUUUUAUGAUAAAAUGUAAUCAAACCUUAUAGUGGACAAUUCUUUUGAUCCAAAAUUUGGAGAUAAAUAACAAUAAUUUUUUUCUUCCAAG
This is a messenger RNA of Malus domestica (apple), 840 nucleotides long. RefSeq names its product cucumber peeling cupredoxin-like. The record is from RefSeq and is a predicted model, not a curated record. NCBI's taxonomy places the organism in Eukaryota, Viridiplantae, Streptophyta, Magnoliopsida, Rosales, Rosaceae. Gene Ontology annotation, molecular function: electron transfer activity. Gene Ontology annotation, cellular component: plasma membrane.